AUGUCCUCUAACUACAGUGACUUCAACAGCACCUUUACUGAAGAUGGCGGGCCAACAGUGGAGACAAAGGUUGUAUCUUUCUACACACCUCUCCUCUAUGUUUCCAUCUUGGUUGUAUCACUUGCAGUAUUUGCAUCACACUACAGGAAGAAAACUGUUCAAGAAUUGAGCAGACUACCAUCAAUGUUUGAUGAAUCAGUAGCGCGGGAUCUGUACUAUGAGCUAAAGCAGAUGAGCGAGUCAGAAGAAACUAAGGUCCACGAAAAAGUACUAAAAGCUGCGCUAUUGAACCGUGGCGCUGAGGCAAUCAGAAGAACACUAAAGUUGAAGGAAUCCGAGCCGCAGGUGACAAUGCUAUACAAGAAUGGCUCUGUUGGUGAAGAGUAUUGGAAAAGAUAUCAGAAUGAGGUCAAACUUGUGGACCUCGAAUUUAAAGAAUGCAUUCAAGAGGCAGAAAUGAUGCAACCUGGAUGGCCGCAGCUCUUCGUUGGCGUUUGCAGAGAAAUAUGUUUCAACCAAGCUUUGAAAAGACGGUACCAGGCUAUCUUGUUGAGAAAAGACGUGUUUGCUGUGCAGUGGGAUCUCAAGUUCGACGAUAAUGGUAGGCUACUUGAAUGA
Molecule: messenger RNA, 618 nt
Organism: Lachancea thermotolerans CBS 6340
Lineage: Eukaryota; Fungi; Ascomycota; Saccharomycetes; Saccharomycetales; Saccharomycetaceae
Gene: SEC66
Product: Sec63 complex subunit SEC66
Exons: 1
Coding region: 1-618 (205 amino acids)
Biological process (GO): post-translational protein targeting to membrane, translocation
Cellular component (GO): Sec62/Sec63 complex
Source: RefSeq, a predicted model, not a curated record